Messenger RNA from Lucilia sericata (common green bottle fly), 1584 nucleotides. RefSeq lists its product as uncharacterized. Gene Ontology annotation, cellular component: ubiquitin ligase complex; cytosol; nucleus. The record is from RefSeq and is a predicted model, not a curated record. The transcript has a single exon. Gene Ontology annotation, biological process: protein autoubiquitination; protein polyubiquitination; proteasome-mediated ubiquitin-dependent protein catabolic process. The coding region runs from base 49 to 1230 and encodes 393 amino acids. NCBI's taxonomy places the organism in Eukaryota, Metazoa, Arthropoda, Insecta, Diptera, Calliphoridae. Gene Ontology annotation, molecular function: ubiquitin conjugating enzyme binding; cyclin binding; ubiquitin protein ligase activity.
UGAAUUCGCCUUGCAAACACUUGUGCAGUGUAGGAAAAAAGUAAAUAAAUGUUGCAUUCUGCUGUUGUUGAAGUACGCCAGCAUUUGUGCUGUGCAAAUGUUUUCUUAAAAUUUAAACAAUCUUUAAAUGAAACGGAAUCAUUGAAAAUUAAUGUGGACGAGAAUAAAGUGCAAUUACAAAAUCCAAAAUGUACUGCUGAGAUAUUUGUCAACAAAUACUUUACGAUUUUAGCGGGAACAUUUAGCAACUUAAUAGUUGAUGUGGAAAAUGCAGCCUUUCGUAUUAGCAUAAAAGAUGUAAAAAUAGAUGAUCCUCAAAAUCAAAAAGAUGAAAAAAUUGCUGGGCAAUUGAAUCUGGUGGAGCAGGACGUGGCAUCGGUGCUGUGUUGCAAUUGUAAGACAACAUUGGUAGCUCCACAAAAAUAUGAAAAAAUACGAGAAUUUCCCUCGGGAGCCAUAGAUGUAAGUGAAUUUUUUUGUCAUCAUGGUCCCUGUUUUAAAGAUGUUUUAGUGCCCAAGUCAAAGGAUUUGUUUUAUGGAUUUCAAUUUAUUGUGUUGAAUAGAGAAGUUGUAGAAAAUUCAACACGGGAAAAGGAAAAUCAUUUGUACUGUAAGAGAUGUUUGAGAUACUUAGGAGAAACCCUGUUUAAUGGCAAGGCAGCCAAAUUAUGGUGUGAUUCCUUACAUUUGGAUUUAAAAGGUAACAUAAUGGAUAUUUUGGCCUACAGCGCUCAAUCAAAAAUCCACAAACUUAUGCUAAAGGCCAUAGAAGAAACCUCAUUACCCUCACCGGAACCUUUGUUAAGAAAUAUGCAUUUUACCAAAGUCUUAUUGGAAGCUAGUUUUCCUGAUCGCCGCUCACAAUUUUUACUUGUUCAUAUUUUAGAAAAACAUUUGCCGGUUUUAAUUCUUGAACAAUGUGAGGAGAAGUUAACUAGAGGAUUAUCUACAAAUACUUGCAUAGAACUUAAGCCAUGUAAAGCCUUUAAAAUACUUUAUCGUUCGAUAGCAUCGGAAGACGAAGAAGCUGUCAACAACAAUGAUGAGGAGUUAAAUAAACGGCCACCAUUGCUAGAAUACUGGCAGCAGGAUAUUAAUAUUUUAAAAAUGAAAAUUUCACCUUUUCUAUUCAGCGCUUUUCAUGAAGAAUUAGGACAAAACAUUAAUGUUUUGCCCGAAAUUUAUCGCGUAAAUAAUGAUGACUUUUUACUAAGUUAUAUAUUUUAUUGAUUCAAAAUACUAUGAGACUGAAUUAAAAAAAAUGUAACGAUAAAAUGUAAAACCAAUUAAUUAGAUUUCUGAAUUAUAACCCAAGAAUAAAAUUAUUCUCUGGCAUAUUAAAAUAUUUAUUUAGAUAUGUAUAAUUCAUUUGUUCUGAACUCUGUUUGAAAAAAUAUUUUUUAUCGGCAAAUAACUCAAUUUAGAACUGAAAAAUUUCCAAUUUGUAAAACUAAUAAUAAGUAAAAGUGUUCCCCUUUAAAUCGAGUUUUGGAUUCCUUUUAAAAAAGUUUACUGUAAAUAAUAAAUGAUUUUCACCUGGCAAAUUUGUACUUCCCUUAAAAGCUAUAUAAAAUUAGAACAAUU